Messenger RNA from Macadamia integrifolia, 733 nucleotides. RefSeq names its product mitochondrial import inner membrane translocase subunit Tim13. Lineage: Eukaryota; Viridiplantae; Streptophyta; Magnoliopsida; Proteales; Proteaceae. The transcript has 2 exons. The coding region runs from base 179 to 442 and encodes 87 amino acids. The record is from RefSeq and is a predicted model, not a curated record.
AAAGACAGUUCCUAAUAAGUCCAAUAUCCUAACUCGCACCACCCAGUCCAAGGUCCAAGAGGCCCAACCGCCAACAACCCAAAGAUUCAUAUUUCGUCAAGGAAUUAGGGUACAGAGCUACUAGCACAGCCAGAGCCAGGAGCAGGAGUGCAGGAUUCAGCACUUGAGCAGGGAAGAGAUGGAUGCAUUUUCAUCACCUUCGAGCGGAUCGUCGUCUCAACCGUCAGCAGAGGCUUUCAUGGACCAGUUCAAGGUUCAGCUUGCCCAGGCUCAUGCAGAGGAAUUCCUUGAGACAAUAAGAGGGAAGUGCUUUGACAAGUGCAUUACGAAGCCAGGAACAAGCCUGAGCGGGAGUGAAAGUAGUUGCAUUUCAAGAUGUGUGGAUCGCUACAUUGAAGCCACGGGUAUUGUCAGCCGAGCUCUUUUUGGCUCACCGCGCUAGAGGUUUCAGGAUCUUCGCGGCUGCCAUAUCUCCAAGAAAUUGCAUCAGAGAGUGCACUCUGGAGGAUUCUUAUUACUGAAGCUCGUUGUGGACAAUGGUUCACACAAGUUCUUAAAAUCUUAAAUGUAACGUUUGCUUUCAUUACUUUAUAUUUUUACUCCGUGGUUUUAUUAAUUAAGAAAAGUAGGUCACAUUAUAAACAUGAUGUUUGGACUUCAAAUAGUAUGCACUGGCCGUAGCUGACAGAUUUUUUUAGUGGAAAUAAAACAUUCAUUUAUGUUGAUCACAAAA